Messenger RNA from Rotaria socialis, 1482 nucleotides. The record is from the annotation of a GenBank genome assembly. NCBI's taxonomy places the organism in Eukaryota, Metazoa, Rotifera, Eurotatoria, Philodinida, Philodinidae.
AUGUCUACGAUACUUAAUUCAUCAGAAGAUAAUAAUUUAAAUCAAAAUCAAAAUGCGUUUGCAACCGUGAAAUCAACUAAUUCGAUAAUUAAUGAAAAUCAUCAACAAAUUGAUUCAAGUUUAACAAAAAAAUUCUUAACAGAACAUCGAGACUUGCCUUCGCCAUCGUCAUGCCAUUUGGGAGGUACAUCGUCGCUUAGCCAAGCUGUUCAUGCUGCGUUAGCAAAUGUCAUUCAAGAUCCAUUAAGUACAGUUACAGGUGGUGAAUCUCAUGGAGGCGGCGAUUCAACAAUAAAUAAUACUAAUCAAUGUGAAAAUUGUUCUAAACUUCGACAACAAUUAACUCUUCUUAUCUAUGAAGUACUUAAUCUUGAAAAUACAAUGGAAUCGAAAAUUUGUGAAUAUGUUCAACGAAGAUUAAGUGAAAUAGCUAUCACAGAACAAUUGACAUCAUCAAAAAUCAACUCAAUAAUAACGACCGAUAAUACUAAAUCAACAACAAUAAAUAAUGAAAAUAUUGAUUUAUCAUCGAAUAGUUCAACAUGUAACUAUACGAUGGCUCAAAAUAAUAAUCAUAUUGUAAUUGAUAGUAAUAAUUCAAAUGGACGAACCAGUAAAAAUCUUGAUUGUAAUCAAUCAACAAUGAGCAAUGCAUUAAAAUAUCGAGCAGAACGAACGCUCACAUUUGAAAAUGUUCUAAUUGGUGAUUCAACAUUGAAAUAUCUUGAUCCAGCUCGAUUUGAUAUCGAAAGAAAAACUUACAUUAAAACAAUGCGUGGUAAACGUGUGGCACAAGCUCUCGAAUUUAUUCAAACAACUCGUUUUAUUGGCACAAAGAAAAUUAUGUUUCAUGUUGGUGCAAAUGAUCUUAAUCGUGAUAAAUUAAGCGAACAAGAAGUUAGUGAACAAAUCAAAGAAUUAAUUGUAACAACCAAAACGUUUAGUCCACAAUCAGAAGUUUAUAUUUCACUUAUUUUUCCUCGGCAAUCCAAUGAUGAAAGUCGAAUAAAAACAGAAAAAUUGAAUUAUUUAUUACAAGGUUCGUUAGAUAGUUUAAUCUGGUUUCUAUUCUUUUUUUCCAUUCAUUUUUCAGCUAUGGCAUCACCUGAAUUGAAAGUUUUCGUCAUUUCUCAUGCAAAUAUUUCACAUGAUAUUCGUGGUUGUUUUGAAGAUUCAACACAUUUAUCAAAAGCAAAAGGUACGAUCUUAUUCGAAGAAAAUAUUAAAAAAGCCAUGAGCUUAAAAGUACUAUCAAAUAAUAAUCAACGAUUGUCCUCUAUGUGUUUUAAUACAAAUAAAUAUCCAACAACAUCACGUCUUCCAAUUGGAUUAAAACUUUCGAAUACAAAUAUAAAUUCGAAUGGUUAUAAUAUGAAUAAUAAUGCUUUAAUAAAUCCGAACAAUCUAGUUAAUAUGAACAUGCUUAAUGCAAAUGCACUAUCAGCAUAUUUAUCAUUGUUAGUCGGUGGAUUUCGAUCUUAA